This is a messenger RNA of Penicillium oxalicum, 2169 nucleotides long. RefSeq names its product tryptophan synthase TRP5 (gene trpB). NCBI's taxonomy places the organism in Eukaryota, Fungi, Ascomycota, Eurotiomycetes, Eurotiales, Aspergillaceae. Gene Ontology annotation, cellular component: cytoplasm. The coding region runs from base 1 to 2169 and encodes 722 amino acids. The transcript is spliced from 3 exons. Gene Ontology annotation, molecular function: tryptophan synthase activity. The record is from RefSeq and is a predicted model, not a curated record. Gene Ontology annotation, biological process: L-tryptophan biosynthetic process.
AUGGAGGCUAUCAAGGACACAUUUGCCAAGUGCAAGGAGCAGCACCGGGCUGCUCUUGUGGCUUACAUCACUGCUGGAUAUCCCACUCAUGGAGAGGCGGUUGACAUUUUGUUGGGCUUAGAAAAUGGGGGUGCCGACAUUAUCGAACUUGGCAUUCCUUUCACAGACCCCAUCGCGGAUGGGCCCGUUAUCCAGAAGGCUAACACCAAGGCCCUGGAAAAUGGAGUUACUGUUACCUCGGUCCUGCAGAUCGUUCGUGAUGCCCGGAGCCGGGGCUUGAAAGCUCCUAUCAUGUUGAUGGGAUACUACAACCCGGUUCUGCGAUAUGGUGAGGAGCGCAUGCUUCGUGACUGCAAGGAGGCCGGCGUCAAUGGAUUCAUCAUGGUAGACUUGCCUCCCGAGGAGGCUGUCCGCUUCCGUGACCUUUGCACCAGCACUGGUCUCUCAUAUGUUCCGCUUAUUGCCCCCGCUACCUCGGAAUCUCGUAUGAAGCUCCUUUGCAAGAUUGCGGAUUCUUUCAUCUACGUCGUCUCUCGCAUGGGUGUCACUGGUGCCACUGGCACGCUGAGUGACAAAGUCCCCGACCUUCUGAAGCGCGUUCACCAAUACUCCGGCAAUGUUCCUGCGGCCCUCGGAUUUGGAGUCAGCACGCGGGAGCACUUCCUGUCUGUUCAGAAAGUAACUGAGGGUGUCGUUAUCGGAAGCAAGAUUAUCAGCGUUGUCGGAGAGGCCCCGGCGGGUCAAGCUGCCAAGGCCGCGGAGGAGUAUUUGACUAGCAUCACUGGCCGCAAGUGGGAGCGCGAUGCCAAAGGAGCCUUGACUCACGAGAUCAACACCAUCGAGCCAGUGCUGAAGGAAUCCGUGGUUGAACCCACCCCGACCAAGGUCAUCACCGAAGCCGAUACCCCUGCUGGGCCCGGCCUGGCUGACCAGCUUGAGGCCUUGAAUGUCACCAAUGACCCUUCCGCACAGCCUUCCCGUUUCGGUGAAUUUGGUGGCCAGUAUGUCCCCGAGUCCCUGGUGGACUGCCUGGCAGAGUUGGAGGAGGGUUUCACCGCUGCUUGCAAUGACCCCAAAUUCUGGGAGGAGUUCCGCUCGUACUAUCCUUACAUGGGCCGGCCUAGCAGCCUUCAUCUCGCUCAGCGUUUGACUGACCACGUCGGAGGUGCCAAUAUCUGGCUGAAGCGCGAAGAUUUGAACCACACCGGCAGCCACAAGAUCAACAAUGCUCUCGGCCAGAUUCUCGUUGCUCGCCGCUUGGGCAAGACUCGCAUCAUUGCUGAAACAGGUGCCGGUCAGCAUGGUGUUGCCACGGCUACUGUCUGCGCAAAGUUCGGCAUGAAGUGUACCGUUUACAUGGGCGCUGAGGACGUCCGUCGCCAGGCUCUCAAUGUGUUCCGUAUGAAGCUUCUCGGUGCUUCGGUCGUUGCUGUUGACGCGGGAAGCCGUACUCUCCGUGACGCUGUGAACGAGGCUCUCCGUGCCUGGGUCGAGGAACUGGACACGACUCACUACAUCAUCGGCUCUGCUAUUGGUCCCCACCCAUUCCCAACUAUCGUUCGUACCUUCCAGUCCGUUAUUGGACAGGAAACCAAGGAACAGAUGCAGGCUGAGAUUGGCAAGCUGCCUGACGCGGUGGUCGCCUGCGUCGGUGGUGGUAGCAACGCCGUAGGCAUGUUCCAUCCAUUCUCUAACGAUCCCACCGUCAAGUUGAUUGGUGUUGAGGCUGGUGGCGACGGUGUCGACACCCCCCGCAACUCGGCUACCCUGACUAAUGGUCAAGCGGGCGUGCUUCACGGCGUCCGUACCUACGUCCUCCAGAACGAGCACGGCCAGAUCGCUGAGACACACUCGAUUUCCGCCGGUCUUGACUACCCUGGUGUCGGCCCUGAGCUGAGUGCCUGGAAGGAUGCCAACCGCGCCACUUUCAUUGUUGCUGAUGACAGUCAAUGUCUCGAAGGAUUCCGUGCCCUGGCUCAGCACGAAGGUAUCAUUCCCGCGCUCGAAACUUCCCAUGCCGUCUGGGGCGUCAUGCAAAUCGCCAAGACCAUGAAGAAGGGCGAGAACAUCGUGCUCAACCUGAGCGGCCGUGGUGACAAGGAUGUUCAGAGCGUAGCUGAUGAGCUUCCUCGCCUGGGUCCUAAGAUUGGCUGGGAUCUCCGUUUCUAA